AUGCGCAGGAAGUUCGCGCAACCUGCGCUGCCAAACCUCUACUUCAGGGAAGACAUUUUAUCUCUCCCCGGGUACACAUUUGAGAAGGCAGUAGCAUGGGAGGAUACCGGCAGUAUGACCCGGCUUGCGGAGGGCACAAGCUUGAAAGAUGGUUCGGCGGUCUUGGCUAAGAUCGCCCUCGCUCACUCGAAUGCAUCCUUAUGCAUCGAACGCGAAGCUCAUAUUCUCGAGCGUAUGUCUACGACACCGGAGUCGGCCAGUACGACCUUGCGGAUGAUCGACUUCUUCUCCAUCCCUCGCCCCAACGGAGAUUGCGUCGUGCUGCUGCUCGCACACCCAGGGCUCAACCUCCUCGGUCGUUUCUUUCCCCCGCUGAAAGUCAAUGACCUACUGCUGGGCGACAUUUCACGGGCGCGACCGGCAUCCUCACAUAGGGAUAUCUACAUGAUGGGGCUGGAGGAUGCAUAUGACGCGGAGGAGAUGGAGGCGAUUGAGAUCAUGGAUCUGGCGUCGUUCCUUGAGUUUGCAAUACAAGCCACACACUGUUUGGAGAUGAUGCACAGGUCGGGCUUGAUUCAUCGCGAAGUGCGAGCCAAUGCCUUCCACUUGAGCGCGCAUAGCGGUCUAGUUCGGAUGGUCCACUUUGGUAACCGGGCGGUCUCUCUGGAGCAGUUUGGUGUUCCAUCAACGUUUGUCUUACGAGCGGAUGCAUUUGAGGAGGCGAAGAAAUUGAAGGUGAAAGAGGCACUGUGUUAUCUUGCACCCGAGCAAACCGGGAGCAUGGAGGCUUUGACGGAAGAUCACCGAACAGACCUGUAUUCUCUCGGCGUCAUGUUCUGGACGCUGUUAGUCGGCCGCGGUACAAUGCCGUUUGAAGGAGGGCCGUUGGAGCUCUUGCAUGCGAUUGUGCAGAAACGACCCAUGCCCGUGCACGAAGUUCGCAGAGACGUUCCGCAGGUGUUGGCAGCAAUCAUUGACAAGCUAUUAGCAAAAGGCCCAGAUAUGCGUUACCAGAGCGCAUAUGGUCUCAAGCAAGAUCUGUUGCAAUGCCAACGGUUACUGUUGAGAGCUGUGACUCUGGUGUCGGAUCAAGCAAUGGAACUUAUACCAUCAUUCGAGAUCGCCGCAGAGGACCGUUAUAUGGAAUUCACCAUUCCAAGUCCAUUGUUUGGCCGAGAGAAGGAGCUUGAGAUUAUACGCAAUGUCAUUCGCCACACUUCAACAAGCUAUUCUCGGCAUAUCGGGGCCUCCAAAGGCUCAAUAAUCCUUGGAUCCUCAGAUAGUGCAACUGGUACAACGACUGGAACAGGGGAAGACCGCAGCGAAUCUAUGUCGUCGAAAAGCGAAGUUUCUGGACUGGGCCAGAUUUCCACCGGGACAAGUAGCGAUGCCUUAAGUCCAAAGCUGUCGUCAAUGAGAUCUUCCGAGCUCAAUUCAUCUGCUACCUUGAGCACUUCUCCGGUCUCUACCAGCGAUGGCUUGCGCCGGGUUGCCUUGUCUCCUUCAACCAGCCGGCCGCGAACUCACGCCGUGGUCGUGGUUGGGCCUCCAGGAGCGGGGAAGAGUUCUUUGAUACUGGCCAAUCAAGCCAAAUGGAGAUCGCACGGCUUGUGGGGCCAAGCAAGGUUCUCCGGUGUGGAAGCUGGGCCAUUCGCAUCGCUGCUGGCUUGUUUGUCGUCGGUGCUCCGCCAGUUGAUUGUUUUCCACACGGAUUUACACAGCUUUGUCUACGCACUGAAAGCACGCCUGGGACCGCAGCUGCAGAACGUACCACUUUUGUACGAGAGCGCGCCUGAGUUGCGUGAUAUCUUGGGACUCUUUGGAAUUCACAUUGAUGUUCCGCAAGAAGCGCUGGAGACAUAUGAGCUACGUGCGCGAUUCCAAUCCCUUGUGCAAAAUGUAUUUACCAUCCUUGCGGAGACGCGCUUGUUCGCCUUGUUCUUGGAUGAUCUCCACGACGCUGGCGAUUCUUCAUUAGACCUCAUCAAUGCCCUUGUCAAUUCUCGAAGUCGCAUUCUUGUUUUUGCAACUGUCCGUUCGGACAAAGCCGAUGUUGUGGAGAAGAUUCGAGCUACGUUCUCCAACAGCAAAGCCGCCACGUGGAUAGCGCUGGAACCUCUGACCUACUCAGCGAUUUCGAAUCUUGUGGCACGAACGCUUCACCGACCGAAAGAAGAGGCCGCCAGUCUGUCGCGUAUUGUGCAUGCCGCGUCGUUAGGUAACGCAUUUUCGGCGAGAAAUAUUCUGCACACCUUACAGCGGCAACAUCAUAUCAAAUAUAGCUGGGAUCGUAAUUACUGGGAAUAUGACAUAACUGCCAUUGAGAACAGUCUCCUUGACAAGCAAAUGGUUACAGACCCAACCGACCUCACCUUCCUCAUCGCCCAUCUGCGCGAGCUGCCUGAAGAUGCAAAGAAGUAUCUCAUCUGGGCUUCCUUCUUUGGACCGACUUUCCGCGUAACCGAAGUAGCGUUGAUGAUAGACUGGGAAGACUCCAGUGGCAGCAGUGCCAGCGACGAAGAAGCAGAUGACAUGUGGGACGUGUCAAAGGCGGUGACGAAUAUCCGGGAUACAGCGCCGACUACUGGUCGACCUUCCAUGCGUGGAUUGCAGACGGCUAUUGCAGAAGGAUGGCUGGUCCAGAGAGCGCGCGACAUGUGUAGCUUUGCCCACGAUCGGUAUCGCCAAGCUGCCCUGGCCGAAGCGGAGAGUCUACCAGAGAGCAUGAUAUCUAAGAUGUCUUUCAGGAUUAUUUUGAUGAUGCUUCACGAUUCUACACCUGACGCUUAUCGCAUUGCGGAGCACGCUAAACGGUGCUUGCCAUUGCUCCGUGAGCAUGCAAAGCGGGACGAGUUGUUCCUCCUUUCCAUCGAUUCAGGUGAUUCCGCUCGAGCCCGUGGUGCUCAUGAGCUUGCACUACAGUCAUACAUCAAUGCCCAGUCACUCCUUGAUGCUGAUUCGUGGACAACAGAUCCAGAGCGAACCGGAUCUUUGUGUCUUAGGCUCGCAGAACUGUACACGUGGAAAGGUGACUAUGCCACUUCGGAUGCCCUGGUUGAGGAAUGUCUGGCAAAAGUGGACGACGCAGAAAGCAAGGCUCGAAUGUUGCGUCUUCGUUCUAGAAAUUUCUGGAUGCGUGGGAAUUACGCCGCAGCCCUUAUCGAUAAUAUCCAAGGCUUACAUCUGCUCGGUGUCGAAGUCAACUCUGCGCCCACGCGACGCGAAGCGGACGUGAUGUUUGAAGACGUGAAGAACGAGAUAUUGGCCGUAGGGUUUGAUGACAUCUUGUCAAUACCUCGCGCGAGAGACUCCAGGACUGAUCUCGCCAUCGCCCUCUUGAACGAUGCUGGCCACAAUGCUUAUUGGAGUAAGGGUGAGGGUUUUGCGGAUGUCAUUGGCCUGACGACGGUCAAGCUGGCGUUGCGCUCGGGAAUGUGUCCUGGUACGGCGCUUGGAUUCUUCUGGGCGCUGGGAGCCGCCGCGGAGAGAAGGGAACUGUAUCGCUUCUCUGCCGAUCUGGGCAAACUAGCGUUGCGGAUCGCUGACCAAUACGGCACCAAUUAUGAAAAAGGCCGUGCUCUUGUUCUUUUCUGUUCCAUGGUUUCUGGGUACGAUAACGUUCACAUACGCGUGAAUCUGCCGCGAUUAGAGGAGGCACUGAAAUACGGCCAAAGCUCAGGAGACAAGAUCUUCAGCAGUUUUGCGAGCGUCCAUAGGAUACAAACCCGACUAUGGACAUGUGAUCAUCUCAGCGAACUUGUGGUUGCCGCGGAAGAGUGUGUUUCCGACGUCACGUUAUGGACACCGAGCGACGAUCUUGCUGUGUUGGGUCAAGGUCUUUUGAAUUGUAUCCGUGCCCUUGGAGGUUUCACAAUCGCUCAAUCGGCGGAGACCGCCUUUGAUACUGAAACUUACAACGAACGCGAAUACCUGCGUGAAGUUGAGGCUAAGUGUGGUAAUUUUGAUGUGACGAUGAACUGGUACAACUCUCUGAAGGUUGUUGGACUAUUUUGCCUCGGAUUCAUUGAGGAAGCCGCUGAUCUGGGUUUUCUCCUCUAUGAAACAAGAGAUAGACAUCCAAAUCACCGGCACACUCGCUAUGCCUUGUUUUUCCACAGUCUGGCGUUGGUUGCUUGUCUUCGUGAGGGGAAGGUGCCUCAAGACCGCCGUAGUCGCUUCACGAAGCAAAUCGACAACAACCAGGCAUACGUCAGAAAAUGGCUGUCACCCAGUCCGGUCAACACAGCUGCUUGGGUUGCUCUAGUGGACGCGGAAAUCGCAUCUCUGACGAAUAAUCCAGAUGCAUUCAAGUUAUUCGAUGUCGCUGUGAAACUUGCUGUUAACAACGACUGGCUGCUUGAAGCUGGUUGGGCCAUCUUUCUACAAGGAUGCCACUUUGUUCGAUGUGGAGUCGAAGGCCUUGGCAGUGAACUGCAACGUAGAGGAAUAUCACGGCAAGCUCAAUGGGGUGCACGAGGCAUAGUUAAUAACCUAACCUCGCUCUUGGACACCCGCGCGCAAUUACCUUUGAAGCGUCACAUCUUCUCGUCCGAUGUGGCAGUCCAGACCGAUAGUGUUGUCAUGACUUCGAAUCCCCAGAUGCAGGGCAUCUUUGACAACGGCAAAUCGGACUCGACGGAAGAAGAGGAGAUCUCGAAACUCACUGCUGCGGAUCUUGCAUCCAUCUUGAAGUGGAGUAAAGAAAUCUCAAGCGACAUUCACUUGCCUAUGGCGUUGCAGCGCUUGACGGAGAUCGCUACUGAAAGCUCUGGUAGUCAGAGCACAUGCGUAGUUAUAGCACGAGAGGCGGGAGAUUAUACCGUUGCUACCAGCUUGGUUCCGCCUGAACCGUGUCAGGUACAUGAGAAUCCGGUGCCAAUACGAUCUAUCGUCGAUCCUCUCCAGCGCACUAUCAUCCAGCAUACCAUCAACACGAAAGAGCGACAGUAUUUCGAGGACGUAUCGGCUGAACCACGAUUCUCUUCUGAAGCUCAGCAGAGUUCACAUAGAUCCGUGGUGUGCCUGCCGAUAUUCAGCAACCGCGGACAAACAUUUGGAGCAGUGUAUUUGGCCUCAAAAUACACCUUUUCGCCCAACACGGUGACCAUCUUGACUCUCCUUUGCCAGCAGGCCAGUAUUGGGAUCUCAAAUGCAUUGUUGUUCCGUUCAGUGCAAGCUGGGACGCGAGAGAACUUGAAAAUGAUAGCCGCUCAGCGUGAUGCUCUUGAAACUGCACGCAAGAGUCGAGAAGAUGCCCUCAAAGCUACCAAGAUCAAAAGCAACUUCUUGGCUUCGAUGAGUCACGAAUUGCGAACACCGUUCAGUUCAUUCUAUGGACUUCUCGAUAUUCUCAGUGGCACGGAGUUGAAUACCGGCCAGAGAGAGAUCGUUCAAACUGCCAAGCAGUCGUGCGAGCUGCUAUUAAAAAUCAUUGACUCUAUCUUGGAUUACAGCAAGUUAGAGGCCUCUGCGCUGAAGCUAGAGUAUUCUGGGUUCUCCAUGGAGAACAUGAUUGCCGAUUGCAUGGAGCUGCUCCUCCCUAUGGCGGCGAAGAAGCUGGACUUGUCCUACAACAUUGAGCCUGACGUUCCUCCUUGGGUGAAAGCUGACUAUGCUCGAAUACGACAAAUUUUGAUGAACCUCAUCGGCAACGCCGUAAAAUUCACCGCUCGUGGCUUUGUUCGUGUGACGUGUUUGCUCGACGCCAGUACUGCACCUUCGGCUGGGCAAGUGAGCCUGAAGUUCGUCAUUCAGGAUACGGGCAUUGGUUUGAGCUCGAGUGAUGUCGAUCUGCUUUUUGUUCCCUUCCAGCAAGCCGAUAACUCGUCAACGCGGAGGUUCGGAGGAACUGGUUUAGGCCUAUCAAUCUCUCGACAACUUGUGAAGCUUAUGGGCGGUGCCAUCGGUGUUCAGUCUGAAUUAGGUGUUGGUUCGAUGUUUUGGUUCACAAUUCCCGUGGAGAUUUUCGAGUCGGAGGAAUCUCGUCAAGCACUAGCAGAGAUGGAACGCUUGAAGUCUCAGCUUAUGAAACCUCAGCCACUGCGACUCCUGAUCAGCUCUGCCUCGAGCGCCACGCUGUCUCUCCUGAGUACGAUGUUAAGUGGCUUCUUCAUCACUUCCGUCUCGUCAAUCCAAGAGGCAGAGGAGCACCUUCGUAAUGCCAGACUCCUUCAUCCUCCUCUAGACUUCGUAAUUCUCGAUGAUCAGUCAGAGCCUCGUGCGGACGAUCUCGCGCAUGUUCUUCAGUCAUUGUCGUUUGCUUCAUUGAAGGAUACCAAGAUCAUUCACCUCUUCACACCUACGACGGACAGCCUUUCAGGGCCUCCCGUGUUGAGGCAUGAUAUAGGCGCAGGGAUUGUCCGGAUGACGAAGCCACCACGUCAACUGAGAUUACUACAAGCGUUGGCCGAUCUGAAGAAUCUGCCUAUCGAAGCCCCCGCUGCACCACCAAUGAAUGUUGCUGAGUUGGCGGAAGAAGAGGCUCUUUCACAUCGCACACUAUAUGGUAGUGUACUGGUUGCGGAAGACAAUCCUGUGGCGCAGAAGCUUCUUGUGAAACAGCUAGAACGUUACGACUUGAAUGUUGUGGCUACUUCCAAUGGUGAAGAGGCUAUUGCUGAAUGGGAAUCUCAUGAACCUGGACACUUCAGUGCGGCCCUAUUUGAUCAUCAUAUGCCAAUAUGUGACGGCGUCGAGGCUUGCAAGCGCGUACGAGUCUUAGAAAGCAGGCGUAAGGUAACAACUCUUCUGCCGAUCAUUGCAUUGAGCGCGGACUGUCAAGAGUCAACAAAGCAACUUUGUCUCAGUGCCGGGAUGAACGCCUUCUUGAGUAAACCGCUGAAAAGAGCCGAUCUCAUAUCCCUGUUGUGUACAUUCGGGGCACCUCCCCAGCAUUCAGAUCUCUCAACACAUCCACCCUGA
This is a messenger RNA of Sparassis crispa, 6921 nucleotides long. Its product is annotated as histidine kinase. Gene Ontology annotation, biological process: phosphorelay signal transduction system; protein phosphorylation. The transcript has 61 exons. Gene Ontology annotation, molecular function: protein binding; ATP binding; phosphorelay sensor kinase activity. The coding region runs from base 1 to 6921 and encodes 2306 amino acids. Lineage: Eukaryota; Fungi; Basidiomycota; Agaricomycetes; Polyporales; Sparassidaceae. The record is from RefSeq and is a predicted model, not a curated record.